Molecule: messenger RNA, 462 nt
Organism: Pyricularia pennisetigena
Lineage: Eukaryota; Fungi; Ascomycota; Sordariomycetes; Magnaporthales; Pyriculariaceae
Exons: 3
Coding region: 1-462 (153 amino acids)
Source: RefSeq, a predicted model, not a curated record
AUGGCCCCGCCUGGUACGGACUGGCAGCCACACAGAAGAGACAGAAAGGACCCCUGUCGGGGGCAUGUACUUUCGUACAUACAUUGUAGUGCUGGAAAAAAAUUAAAAGAGGGUAGGAUUGGAUUCGAUGCGAGCCACAGUGCGGGACGCAUUGGGUGUGUGGUGGGUGUUUGGCGCAGCAAGCCCAGGCCUCGUGUACCUCUGUACCUUCCUCCACAGCGACCGGGGCAGGGCCCUCAACCGACCUACGCAACCAGGAAGUUACCACCACCACCUCCCGAACUUGACAAGGGAAUGGGUUCUCUUCCGGACGCCGUGGUGAAUGCGAGGUGGAUAUGGAGGACGCUUUUUUGUCUUUCGUCACCCCUUCCGGUGAACAUGCUCAAUAUUACUUUUGUCGGACCGCAUCCAUGCUUGGCACUGGCAACAAUUGUCCUCUCUGCUCCUCUCCCGCCGUCUUGA